Chlamydomonas reinhardtii is the source of this 2110-nucleotide messenger RNA. RefSeq lists its product as uncharacterized. The transcript has 6 exons. Lineage: Eukaryota; Viridiplantae; Chlorophyta; Chlorophyceae; Chlamydomonadales; Chlamydomonadaceae. Bases 217 to 1350 code for a protein of 377 amino acids. The record is from RefSeq and is a predicted model, not a curated record.
CACUAUAUCACGCAAGGCUUUCAUACUUGCUGUGUUGCGCACGGGGAUAGACACCGAACGUCAGCACUCCCGACAGCAGACUUUCCAACCACAUUCUUACGGUUUAUUCGUUCUGCAAAUUAAUAACAUUGACAUAGCUACGUGCUAACUACGAGGAAUUGCGCGAGCUCGCUGUAACAAUUCUACCCAGGCCGGCUCCAACCAGGCAAACUAGCGAUGGCGAGCCUCCUGAACGCCAACCUGCCCUCGGAUGAGGAUGAGUCAGAGGAUGACGACUAUGACCCCCUCGCCGACAAGACGGCGGAGCGGGAGGACAUUCACCAGGAGCCCAAAGCAGCUCGCGGAGGCGCCAAGAGGCGACGGCGAGGCGGGGCGCUGGCGGCCGGCGACGGCGAGGCCGCAGGCGCAUCCGACGGCGACGAUGGCGAGGAGGAGGAAGAGGACGCAGAGGAAGCCGCGGCGGCGGCGGAGGCGGCGCGCAACGAUCCACGCGCCGUCGCCAAGCGCGAGAAGAUAUCCAGCCUUUGGGAGCAGAUCAACAGCAAGGCAGCGGCCAACGGCACCGGCAGCGCGGCGGGGCGGCUGCCCAGUGCGGGGGUGACGCUGGCGGGGCUGUGCACCAGCGCCACGGCAGAGCAGCUGAGGGCCAAGCGGGCCAGGAAGGCGGCGCCCGACGAGAUCUGGAUGCGCAGCCUGGGCCUGCUGCCCAAGUCGUCAUCGGCGCGCAGUGCCUCCACCGCCGCGGCAGCGGCAGUAGCAUCCAUCGCCGCGCUGGCGCCCGCGACGGCAGCAGCAGCAGCGGCAGUAGCAGCGGGGGCGGCAGUAGCAGCAGGGCCGUCGGGUCGUGGCAGCGGCUCGCCAGAGCCCGGAGGCCUGAGCGAGGCGGCGGCGGAGGAGAAGCGCGCGCUGGCGGCGGCGGCGCUGGCGGCGGCGCGUGACGCCACGGCGACCGGGUCGAGGGCGGGCAAGGUGGCGGUGACGGAGACGCGGCGGUUCGCGGGCAAGGACAUUGAGGUGACUCUGAUGGUGGACAAGGACAGCAAGGAGGCCGCCCGCGCCGCCGCCCGCGCCGCCGAGCCGCCGCCCAAGCCCGCCAGCAAGGGCCUGGACGCCAUGCUGGCGGAGAUUGAGAAGAAGAAAAAGGUGUCGGUGCUGGACAAGACCAAGGCGGACUGGAGCCAGUACAAGGCGGUGAACACGCAGGUGGACGAGGAGCUGGAGGAGCACAAGAAGAGCGGCGACCAAUACCUGGACAAACAGAACUUCCUCAAGCGCGCCGAGCUGCGCGAGUACGAGAAGGAGCGCGACACGCGGCUGGCGUCGGACAUACGAACCCGCGGCCGACUGUAGGGCAGAAGAGGAGAGGAGCGCGGGAGAGAGAGGCGGUGCACAGCCGUGGGGCGCCCUGCCGGUGGCGGCAGUGCAUGUUCGCUGUGGGGUAGCCUAUGUGGUCUACCACACAGAAUGUGGCGUGUUGACGGGGAGCCAGGUGAUUGGGGGGAGCCAGGUGUUGCAGGGGGUGGGUGUCUGCCCCGUGAGUAACCGGGAGCGCCUUGCCCACAUUACGUUGGCACACCUAUUCGGCGUACAGGAGCAUGUGCAGAAGCCAUUUAUGGCAAUCGGUCCCUGAGAAGGUUGGGCAGGCAGUAUAUCAUCACCAGCUGCCCGGGGGACUAGCAGGCUGCAGGCAGGCAGGCACGCAGGAAGCAUGUCGGGUUGCCGUAUGUAUGGGGCUCAGGCUCAGUGAGUCCGGCGUUGUGCAGUUGUCAGCGGCACGGCGCCACCGCAGGUUGCAAUGGUGACCUCAGUAGUGCGCUGCGGGAAAGGGUAGCUCGUGGGAGCUUUCGUGCACGGUUGUCAGUCUGCAGGGAGGCAGUACUGCAGGACCCCGUUGCGGGCACGGUCAGUUCUUGGGCAGGUGGCCGGUGCAAUGCCGGCCGCGCGUGCUGUAAGCGGGUCGCUGCUUCGUCGUGUGCUGGUUCGAGGCAGUGACAUGGGUCGUACCUGCAUGGGUGUCGGCCUGUGUCGGCCAGCGCACACUUAAUUCUUAUAUCCGUGCAUGACGCCUGACGCGUCGCUUAGCGGGUCAUUCCUGUAACACACAACUAGC